AGCUGUUUCGUUGUUACUGCAAUUAUUGUCCCGUGUGAAGAAUUGAUUGAAGUUCCUUGCUUUUGAUAACAGCUAGCGAAGGUUUAUUCAGUUUUAUGAACUCAGUCUCUUGUUAAUUAUCGACAAGUUGAGCACAUGAUGUUGUUCAGGGUGGCUGGAAUAACGUCGCCAGGCACAACCUCGUCAGCCAGAUGUUGGGACUUGAGGAAUUUUUUGCUGUACGAGGUUGGUCCAGUUGUGAAGUGCGGGUGUUGGAAUUACGACGUUAUUCCACCAUCCCGUUGUUCACUGAUGCUGGUUGACAUGCCGCAAAGGAAACAUGUUCCGGGAAUUCAAGGGAGAUCAUCAACAAAAAUUCGUCGGUCGCUCACUCUGUUCAGAAAUGGCUGGGAUUCCUCUGAAGGGGAUUACAAAAACAACACGCUCAGAGAGGCAAUGGUGGGAAUAUAAGAAGACCAAGCUGAAGAAAGUCCGGUUUGUGGACAAGGUUGAGCUAAUUUUCUGUUUCGAUGAAACAGGCAAAGAGAGCUGGUGGUGGGAAUAUUUUGUUUUCCAUAUAAGGAUGAAAAGGAAGCAGAAAACCAAAGGAUGGAAUAUCACUUCCCCCUUGGUUUAAGAUACAAUUACCUUUGCUUGUUGUGCAAAUAUCAAAUAAAAAAGUGAAGAGAAGACCCACCUUUCUUUGGAUAAAGAAUUCAAAUCAAAAGUGGGAAUCAUGUUGCAAAUUUCUCCUAAAUACUUUCUGGUCAACUGAACUUCGUGGUACAGCGAAAAAAAUAUAUGCAUUUCAAAAGCUUGAAUAAAAUUGAGCUCUUCAGUACAGUAUUUACAUAUCUGCUAAACUCCAAAAAUGUGGUUGUUUUCUUUCAAUAAUCAUGGGAAAUGAAUAAAUGUGUAUAGAAAUACAUACUGUUAGAAAAUUGAAGCAUAGAAUAAUUUUUGCCUAAAUUUGAAAUGGUAAAACUUGUGCUCUUUAAAUUAUUUCAUCUUUGAGUCCCUGGUCAUGUUUUUGAACUAGUGCAUUUUUUCUGCCUUCGCCUCCCAAAACUCACCUCCUCGAUCCAGCAAGUAAAUAACCUUACAAUUUUUGACCUCUCCCAAAUGCCAGCCAAACUCAUCCUGAAUUUUUCUGGCUCGCCCAAAGAAAUGGCAAUCAACACCCUCAUGGGUGAACCCACUGCACUCACCUUAUGCGGCCCUGAUGAGAGAGCUCGAAUAACUUCAGAGGCAUGUUAUCAGUGUUACAGGAUCGCCCUCUGUAACUCACUGGCAUUUACUGAUGCUGAUCAGUAUGCAGCUAGUGCCAACACAAUCCUUAUCCUACGUAAGGUUUAAAAAAAAAAGGAAGAGAAAUGGAUCGCCUGACUCUGCACGCGUGCCUCAAGCAACCGGUGCGAUCCGAAAUCUCGCAAAAAGGAAUUCCUUCCUCCACUGGUUUAAGGUAUCAGUUUACAGAGAAACCGUUGCCGUUUACAUGUUUUCUUGUUUGGUUUAGGUAUGCGAUAUCGCAAAAAAAAAUAAAAACGGAAAACUUAUGCUCUGUAUGCAUCGAAUUACAGUACAGACCCAAAAAAUACAUAUGUUUGAUGUUUAAAAAAAAGAAAGGAUCCUGUUGUACGGUUACUCAGCCUGGCCGAAAGCUGCACAGAUCAGUUUUGCGCACGCGCUCAGUGCCAUAAAGUCGGAAGGGAACUUUUUGAAAAGAACAACAGCCAGAGAAAAAAAAAAUGUUGAACUCAGGCAGUGAUUUACUCUUGGAUGACAAUUUUUCUUGCGAUAACUUUGCUGCGCUUUUACUCGCUGUUGACAACACUGCUGGGGUGUGGGAAUCUGCUGACAGCCAAGACACCAUCAGCAGCAGCUUCAGUGCGCCAGAAACAGUUUUUGACGAUUUCUGGUCAUUUGGAAUCAGUGAUGCGGAAACUGAUACUUUUUCCACAACGUCUACCAUUCAAGACAUUUGGGCAGAUGUUCCAUUUUGUGUUGAAGAUACAGAAUGUUGUCCGCAGGACAACCCUGGAGUUUACUUCGAAUUACUUGGACAGAAGACUACCGAGAAUACAAUUGAAGAGCCCCAAUUGUUCCCCAGCUGUUGCAAUGGCCAAGAAUUUAUGGUUGAACACGAAUCAGUCCAUUUCAGCGAUGAUCAACUUUCUGCAAUCUUGGAUCUGCCGCAGAUCUUGAUUGUAGAUACCAAUCAGCAGCUUCACAAACCUGUUUCAAGAACUUCGCAAUCUCGGAAAAUUGCAAAAAAACGUGGAACAAAAAAGCCUCACAAGAAAACUGCAUCUCAACUUAUUCGCCGGCAUCAUCAUCCUCACCAUCUACGCACACAAGGAAGGGAUCGCAGAGAUGAUUUGGUUUUCAGCUUGCCAAAAAGUUUCCCUUGUUUGCAGCCAAGUUGCGGGAAAAUUUAUGCAAAAUCCUCACACCUCAAGACCCACAUGCGAAGACACACAGGCGAAAAGCCUUUUCAGUGCAGAUGGGCAGACUGUAGAUGGCGUUUCUCCAGGUCUGACGAAUUGGCGAGACAUUUCCGCUCACACAACGGACACAAGCCGUAUUUGUGCAGCCUAUGUCCGAAACGAUUCUCGAGGUCUGACCAUUUGGCCAAACACAAGCGUGUCCAUGACAAACAGCAACAACAACUACUCAAACAAUCCAAGAAUAAUGACAGUGAAAGGAAGUUGAGCCAGGGCGCGAACGUUGACAGGGAAAUGAUUGAAAUCAACUUUGUUCCUUACAAGCAGGAACCAGGAUUUCUGGUUUCUCAGAUGCGGGAUACUUGA
Messenger RNA from Notodromas monacha, 2789 nucleotides. The record is from the annotation of a GenBank genome assembly. Lineage: Eukaryota; Metazoa; Arthropoda; Ostracoda; Podocopida; Cyprididae.